AUGGAGGGCGGCGGGGGAUCCACGCGCGGGGCCGGCCGCGAGAAGAAGAAGGGCAAGAACCCCGAGGAGGCCGCGGGGGCGGCGGGGGAGCCCGCGGGCGGAGGAGGAGGCGGCGGCGGAGGGAAAUCGCGGAAAUUCAAUCUGAAGCGGGUGAUGGCAGAUGAGCUGGAGAGAUUGACGAGCAUGAGGAUAAAGAAGGAGAAAGAAAAGCCCAGUGUGGCUCAUAGGAAUUCCUCUGCUACCUACUCGGAAGUUUCCGGCGCAGGUCAGAUGCUGCAGGAAAUCUCGGACGAGGAUGUGCUGAUGCUCUUUGAACAGAUGCUGCUGGAUAUGAAUCUGAAUGAAGAGAAACAGCAACCUCUAAGGGAGAAGGACAUCGGCAUCAAGAGAGAGAUGGUCUCCCAGUACCUGCAUACUUCCAAAGCUGGAAUGAGUCAGAAGGAGAGUUCCAAAUCUUCGAUCAUGUAUAUCCAGGAGCUGAAAUCUGGUCUCCGAGAUGGACAGCUGCUCAACUGUUUGGAGUCUCUGCGGGUCUCUCUCAAUAAUAAUCCUGUCAGUUGGGUGCAAAAUUUUGGAGUGGAGGGUCUGAAUUGCUUGCUGGACAUACUGAAAGGCCUGCAUGAUGAGAAGGAAGAGGUUUCCAGCCACUACGACACCCGGAUCAAGCAUGAGGUCAUCAGAUGCUUGAAGGCUUUCAUGAACAAUAAGUUUGGAAUUAAAGCUAUGCUUGAAACAGAGGAGGGCAUCCUGCUUUUGGCAAGAGCUGUCGACCCCAAAGUCCCUUCCAUGAUGAUCGAUGCUGUCAAGUUGCUUUCAGCCCUCUGCAUCCUGCCUCACCAAGAAGCCUUGCAUGAGCGUGUUUUGGGGGCCCUCACUGACCGAGCAGAAAUGGAUGAAGUGGAACGAUUCAAGCCAUUACUGGAUGGUCUGAAGAGUGGCACCUCAGUGGUACUGAAGGACCUGCAUUCUCAAGACAACGAGGAGCUGAAGGUGCAGCUGUCAGUGUUCGAAGAAUACGGGGAAGAAGAUUCUGCUGAACUCCGAAGCCGUUUGGAGGACAUUCGCAUAGAAAUGGAUGACUUUGGUGAGAUCUUCCAGAUCCUUCUCAAUACUGUCAAGGAUUCGAAGGCAGAGCAGCAUUUCCUCUCUCUUCUGCAGCACCUUCUGCUCAUCCGCAACGACUACGAUGCCAGGCCUCAGUAUUUUAAGCUGAUUGAGGAGUGCAUUUCCCAGAUAGUCCUGCAGAAGAACGGGGCUGAUCCGGAUUUUAAGUGCAAGCACGUUGAACUUAAUGUUGAGGGACUGAUAGAUAACUUGAUUGACCAAACUAAAGUGGCAAAAAGCGAAGCCAAAGCCAUUGAACUGGAGAAGAAGCUGGAGUCUGAGUUGACUGCCCGGCAUGAGCUGCAGGUCGAAAUAAAGAAGAAGGAGAGUGACUUUGAGCAAAAAAUCCAAGAUGUGCUUCAAGAGAAGGAAGUGCUGGAAACAGAGAAACAGCAGAUCGUGUCGGAGAAGCAAAGUCUGGAAAGUGCUUCUUCAGCGCUGAAUGAUGAGGUGGCUAUACUUAAAAAGGAACUUGAAGAUGCUCGGAAGAAAAUGGAGCAUAUGGCCUCUUCUGGUGUCCCGGCACAGCCUCCACCCAGUGGGGUGGCCAUUCCUCCUCCCCCUCCCCUUCCCGGUUCAGCUGCAGUGCCACCACCACCACCUUUGCCAGGAAUGGCAGUAGUGCCACCACCUCCGCCACCUCUUCCUGGUGCAGUUGGAGUGCCGGCUCCUCCGCCACCACCGCCGCCUCUUCCUGGUGCAGUUGGAGUGCCAGCUCCUCCGCCACCACCUCCGCCUCUUCCUGGUGCAUUUGGAGUGCCUCCACCACCACCGCCACCGCCGCCUCUUCCUGGCGGGCCUGGAAUGCCACCGCCACCACCGCCUCUUCCUGGCGGGCCUGGAAUGCCACCGCCACCACCGCCUCUUCCUGGUGGGCCUGGAAUGCCUCCACCGCCACCGCCUCCUCCUGGUGGGCCUGGAAUGCCACCUCCUCCCUUGCCUCCUGGCUUUGGAGCUAUGACACCUGCAGCUCCAGUUCUUCCAUUUGGAUUGGCUCCAAAGAGGGUUUAUAAACCAGAAGUUCAGCUGCGAAGAACCAAUUGGUCCAAGAUUACGGCUCAGGAGCUCUCCCAGGACUGUUUCUGGGUCAAGGCCAAGGAGGACCGGUUUGAGAACGAUGAACUCUUUGCCAAGUUGACCCUCACCUUCUCGGCCGCACAGAGCAAAUCUAAAGCAAAAAAACAGCAGGAGAAUGGAGAGGAGAAGAGCCAGUCCAAGAAGAAGGUCAAAGAGCUGCGGGUGCUGGAUUCGAAGAACGCCCAGAAUCUCUCCAUUUUCUUGGGCUCCUUCCGCAUGCCCUACGAGGAGAUCAAGAACGCCAUCCUGGAGGUGAAUGAAGCUGUGCUGACCGAGUCCAUGGUGCAGAACCUCAUUAAGUUAAUGCCAGAACCAGACAAGUUGAAAAUGAUAGCCGAACUGAAGGAGGAGUACAACGAGCUGGCCGAGCCCGAACAGUUCGGAGUGGUGAUUAGUUCCGUCCCCCGCCUGAGGUCCCGCCUCAAUGCCAUCCUCUUCAAGCUCCAGUUUAGUGAACAGGUGGAAAACAUCAAGCCGGAGAUCGUCGCCGUGACAGCUGCCUGCGAGGAAGUCCGCAAGAGCGAGAGUUUCUCCAACCUCCUCGCCAUCAUCCUCUUAGUGGGCAACUACAUGAACGCGGGUUCCAUGAACGCCGGGGCCUUCGGUUUCAACAUCAGCUUCCUCUGCAAGGUGAGUCUUCGGGGCCGAGCCGAAUCUUGCAUGCCCUUGCUGCACUUCUUAGCUGAAACCUGUGAGCUGCAGUAUCCUGAUGUGUUGAAGUUCCCAGAUGAACUCAUCCAUGUGGAGAAGGCGUGUCAAGUUUCUGGUGAGAAUCUGCGGAAAAAUCUGGACCAGAUGAAGAAGCAGAUUUCGGACCUGCGGCGAGACGUUAGCGACUUCCCCAGUGCCACAGAGGAGAAGGAUAAAUUUGUGGAGAAAAUGACGAGCUUCGUCAAGGAGGCCGAAGAGCAGUACGAGAAGCUGCGGAUGAUGCACUCCAACAUGGAGAGCCUCUAUAAAGAGCUAGGCCAGUACUUCCUUUUUGAUGCCAAUAAGAUAUUGAUUGAGGAGUUCUUCAGUAAUCUGCACAACUUCCGAAACAUGUUUCUGCAAGCCUUAAAGGAGAACCAGAAGCGACGUGAGACGGAGGAGAAGAUGCGGCGGGCUAAGCUGGCCAAAGAAAAGGCAGAAAAGGAGCGGCAGGAGAAGCAACAGAAGAGAGAGCAGCUGAUCGACAUGAAUGCAGAAGGUGAUGAAACCGGAGUCAUGGACAGUCUACUAGAGGCCUUGCAGUCAGGAGCGGCCUUCCGUAGGAAAAGAGGACCGCGCCAAGCAAACCGAAAAGUUGGCUGCGCUGUCACUUCACUGCUAGCCUCGGAGUUGACCAAGGAAGAUGCUCUCGGGGGAAAGGCCAGCAAAGUGCCGAAAAGGGACGGAGGUGGGGAAGCCCCAGACGGAGAAGCGCCCGACGAGACUACCAAGGAGGCCAACCGCCGCCAGAACUAG
Gekko japonicus is the source of this 3627-nucleotide messenger RNA. It is a transcript of the gene DIAPH1, whose product is annotated as diaphanous related formin 1. Gene Ontology annotation, molecular function: microtubule binding; actin binding; small GTPase binding. The coding region runs from base 1 to 3627 and encodes 1208 amino acids. Gene Ontology annotation, cellular component: cytoplasm; actin filament. The transcript is spliced from 27 exons. Lineage: Eukaryota; Metazoa; Chordata; Lepidosauria; Squamata; Gekkonidae. Gene Ontology annotation, biological process: actin cytoskeleton organization; actin filament polymerization. The record is from RefSeq and is a predicted model, not a curated record.